AUGCUGAACUUCAUCAAACCAAUAUUUACCCCCAGCAAAUCACUACGCGCUCUAAGUAUGGCAUGGCAUUGUUCCGGAUCCACCAACACCGAGUUGAUUGAGAACCUUUUCAAGGCUGGACUGAUUCAGAAUGAGCGUGUGAAAGAGGCCAUGAUAGGAGUCGAUCGAGCUCAUUAUGCUCCAUCAAGGCCGUACUCAGAUGCACCUCAGCCCAUUGGACAUGGUGCUACUAUAUCCGCACCACACAUGCAUGGCCAUGCAUGCGAGUAUCUAAUUGAUCAUCUCAAACCAGGUUCUCGGGUGCUGGACAUUGGAUCUGGCUCAGGAUACUUGACCCAUGUCCUUGCCAACUUGGUAACCGACUCUUCUGGCCAUGGCACCCAGGGACAGGUGAUUGGCAUUGACCAUAUCUCCGAGCUGACAGAUCUGGCCCGCACAAACAUGGAUAAGUCCAAGAAAGGCCAGGAUUAUCAGAAAUCUUCCACUGUCAAGUUCAUCACUGGUGAUGGACGCCUUGGAUGGAAAGAAGAUGCACCGUACGACGCCAUUCACGUUGGUGCUGCGGCCGACAAACUUCACUCAACCCUAGUGGACCAGCUGCGCGCCCCCGGAAGACUUUUCAUACCCGUAGAAUCGGAAGACAACGAGAGCGCUGUGGAUGGUCUCGGCGGAGGUCAGUAUAUUUGGGUGGUUGAUAAAAAGGAAGACGGAUCCAUUCACAAGGAGAAGGUAUUCCAGGUCAGUUACGUGCCUUUGACAGAUGCUCCAAGAUAG
Messenger RNA from Penicillium paradoxum, 774 nucleotides. RefSeq names its product protein-L-isoaspartate O-methyltransferase. The record is from RefSeq and is a predicted model, not a curated record. Gene Ontology annotation, molecular function: protein-L-isoaspartate (D-aspartate) O-methyltransferase activity. Gene Ontology annotation, cellular component: cytoplasm. The transcript has 2 exons. The coding region runs from base 1 to 774 and encodes 257 amino acids. Gene Ontology annotation, biological process: protein modification process. NCBI's taxonomy places the organism in Eukaryota, Fungi, Ascomycota, Eurotiomycetes, Eurotiales, Aspergillaceae.